Bombus pascuorum is the source of this 1418-nucleotide messenger RNA. RefSeq names its product mitochondrial tRNA-specific 2-thiouridylase 1. NCBI's taxonomy places the organism in Eukaryota, Metazoa, Arthropoda, Insecta, Hymenoptera, Apidae. The transcript is spliced from 7 exons. The record is from RefSeq and is a predicted model, not a curated record. Bases 118 to 1317 code for a protein of 399 amino acids. Gene Ontology annotation, biological process: tRNA wobble position uridine thiolation. Gene Ontology annotation, cellular component: mitochondrion. Gene Ontology annotation, molecular function: sulfurtransferase activity.
GUUCCUUAACGGUACAUAUGAAUAAAGAUGGAAUAAUAUAAAACUGAGGAGAAAAAAAAAGGUUUAGGAUACUAAAAGUUUAAUAUGUAAUAAAACAAAGUUUAAGAUACUUAGAAAAUGUUUAAAAAAGUAAUUGUGGGUAUAUCUGGUGGGGUUGAUAGUGCUGUAUCAGCAUUGCUUCUAAAGAAUAAAGGAUUCAAUGUCACCGGUGUAUUCAUGAAAAAUUGGGACAUCAAAAAUGAGACUGGAUUUUGUCAGACUGAGGAGGAUUAUGAAGAUGCACAAUGGGUGUGCAAAAAAUUAGAUAUUCCUUUUGUUGAAGUCAAUUUUGUAAAAGAAUAUUGGAAUAAUAUCUUUUCCUAUUUAACAGAACAAUAUGAAAAUGGAUAUACACCAAAUCCUGAUAUUUUGUGUAACAAGUACAUCAAAUUUGAUCAUUUCUUCAACUUUGCACGUAUUAAACUUCAGGCUGAUGCUAUUGCAACUGGACACUAUGUCAGAACUAGUUUUGGUUCUUAUCUUGAACAUUUUAAGCCAGAUACAAAUGUCAGCUUACUUCAAGCUCGAGAUGCAAGAAAAGAUCAAACAUUUUUCUUGUCCCAAGUACCUCAACAAGCAUUAAGAUACUCCAUGUUUCCCCUUGGAGAAUAUUUGAAGAAAGACGUUAAACAAAUUGCUCAGAAAGCUGGAUUGGAUAAAAUUGCUUUAAAAAAGGAAAGCACAGGGAUAUGUUUUGUGGGAAAACGAAAUUUUCAAAAUUUCAUAUCCGAGUACAUAUCUGACAAACCUGGAGACUUUGUAGACUUGGAUAAUGGUCGGGUAGUGGGAAAGCAUAUGGGCUUUCAUCAUUGGACCAUAGGGCAAAAUAUAAGAAUUAGUGGUUUACCAGCUGCAUACUAUGUGUAUAAGAAAGAUAUUAAUACAAAUAACAUCAUUGUAGUAAAAGGAACACACAAUUCAGCGUUAUAUUCAGAAUUUGUAAUAACAGGAACUCCGUACUGGAUAUCAUCAGAGCCAGAAUUUAAUAGUUUCUCUAGACUAUUAAAUUGUGAUUUCCGCUUUCAACAUGUAGAUCCCUUGGUACCUUGCACAGUUCAUAAAAAUUUAAAGAAUCAGUUAAUAAUACAGCUUAGUCAACCAUUAAGAGCACUUACAGAGGGACAGUUUAUCACCUUAUAUAAAGGAAUGGAGUGUCUAGGUAGCGCUGUAAUCUCAUAUUGUGGUCCAUCGUACUAUAAUUUAAACCAAGAAGUAAAAAUGGAACAUUAUCGAGGAAACAACGAGACACAAGAACAGAUCGCGGACGCGAGCAUGUAAUAUUGUACACAAUAAUUUAUUAACAAAAAAGGAAAUUAUAUUUGGACAUUUUAAUAUAGUUUUUAUUGAUUGAAUAUAAAAUAAACAUUGUACAAAAUCUC